Messenger RNA from Drosophila kikkawai, 1670 nucleotides. It is a transcript of the gene caly, whose product is annotated as ubiquitin carboxyl-terminal hydrolase calypso. Gene Ontology annotation, molecular function: cysteine-type deubiquitinase activity. The record is from RefSeq and is a predicted model, not a curated record. Gene Ontology annotation, cellular component: cytoplasm. Gene Ontology annotation, biological process: protein deubiquitination; ubiquitin-dependent protein catabolic process. NCBI's taxonomy places the organism in Eukaryota, Metazoa, Arthropoda, Insecta, Diptera, Drosophilidae.
CACACUCUUAGCUGAAAAAAAUUGUUGGAAACUGUUUUUGUUAAAAUUAAACAUGAAUUAUGAAAAGUAAGGAACUUUCUGAAGCUCAGGAGCUCUUAAAACGUGCAGAAGAACCUCUAAACUUGCUUAUAGCUUAAAGUAAGCACAACUUCUCAGUUUGGAUUGGACCUGCUCUUACGAGGGAUAGGAAAUGAACGUAGCUGGAGGCGGAACUGGGCCCCAAAUGGCAUCCGCGGCCAGCAAUACCGCUAGCAAUGUCACCAACAACUCCCUCCUGGCGGCAACAUCCGGAGCAACCACCAUGCCGAUGGCCCAGCUAGCAGACGGCUGGCUGGAGCUGGAGUCCGAUCCGGGUCUCUUUACCCUUCUGCUGGAGGAUUUUGGCUGUCACGAUGUUCAAGUGGAGGAGGUGUAUGAUCUGCAGAAGCCCAUAGAAAGUCCUUAUGGCUUUAUUUUCCUUUUUCGCUGGAUCGAAGAGCGACGGGCCAGGCGCAAGAUUGUGGAAACCACCGCAGAGAUCUUUGUGAAGGACGAAGAGGCCAUUUCCAGUAUUUUCUUCGCCCAGCAGGUGGUGCCCAAUAGCUGUGCUACUCACGCCCUGCUUUCCGUUCUCCUAAACUGCAAUGAAAACAAUCUGCAACUGGGCGACACCCUUAGUCGCUUGAAGGCCCACACCAAGGGCAUGAGUCCAGAGAACAAGGGUCUGGCCAUUGGCAACACUCCGGAACUGGCAUGCGCCCACAAUUCGCAUGCCAUGCCGCAGGCCCGGCGCCGCCUGGAGCGGACCGGAGCCGGUGUCUCCAGCUGCCGCUUUACCGGCGAGGCAUUUCACUUUGUCAGCUUUGUGCCCAUCAACGGACAGCUGUUCGAGCUGGACGGCCUGAAGCCCUAUCCUAUGAAUCAUGGCGGAUGGGAGGACAACGAGGACUGGACGGAUAAAUUUCGACGUGUGAUGGCAGAGCGCCUGGGAAUCGCCACUGGAGAACAGGAUAUACGCUUUAACCUGAUGGCCGUAGUGCCUGACCGGAGAAUCGCCAUAACUCACAAGCUCAAGAUGCUGCGCACCAAUCAGGCCAUUGUUUCGGGAACCCUACAGAAGCUGCUGAAGGCGGACGAGGCGGGAGAGUCUGGCAACGGCGACUCCCAACGCCCGGACACACCCACCACGCUGCUGGAGCCGAGUGCAUUUACUGCCCGGGAUCUGCAGUCGCUGCUGAAGAACCUGGACACCGAGAUUGCCAUUAACGAGCAGCAUCUGGCCGACGAGAACGACCGACGACACAUGUUCAAGGUGGACGCCAGUCGGCGCACGCACAACUACGACAAGUUCAUCUGCACCUUCCUCUCCAUGCUGGCACACCAAGGUGUCCUGGGCGAGCUGGUUAGUCAGCAUCUACUGCCCUCGAAAAAGGUCAGCGGCCAGGGCGCAGCUAACCGGAUAAAUAAGCAGAGCAAUGUCGCAGCCGCAGGCUCCAAUGCUGGCGGAGCGGGUGGAACAACGCCCAAGACGGCGGCCCAGCAGCAGCAAGCGGCGGCGGCGGCGAAAAAUGGCAAAUCGCCAAACAAAACGCCGGGCAGGAGGCGAAAGGGACGCAACAAGUGCAGGAAACGAAAGUAGACAGCGGCAGGAGCACCCUUUAAGAAUAUAAAACUGCAUUUUUUAGACUUUA